GUUCGCGUUGCGGCUGCGUAAACGGAACACUGACCUGUCAGUAGUCGAAAGCGUUGUACUCAUCGUGGAAUGAUGGUACGGCGAAAAUGCGCUAUGAAAUUUGCGUGUUUGUUGUGUCUGGGUUAGGUUUCAGUUAUAUUGUGCCGAAAAAAUGUAAAACCGUGUUUGUGUUCUAAUAAAGCAACGUGUGUUCGAAUUUCGGAAGAUAUUCAGAAUUCGGAGCGGCCAUCAUGGCUAACUGUUCGCUUAGAGUCAAUGGAAACACAAAGUUUUCCAGCUUCGCCGAGAAGGUCCACCGCGAUUGGAUUAAAUCGAAAAAUCCUGAAAAAAUAAUCGUCUGUAAGCAAUCGGAGGACGUGUUAAUUGUUCCCGAUAACAAUCUUUGUUGUCGAUCGACCUGUUGUCAUGUCAUUUAUUGUUGGAAUUUUCACAUUCUGGCGCGUGGUAAACAAUUACAAAAAGUAGCAUUAACUUUGGACGAGAACCGUAGGAAUUUUGCUAUAAAGUCAGUUUUCUACAAUACCAAUGAAAUUGGAGUUACAAACGGCCAAGAAUGGUGUAGCACAGAGUUAGAUGCGAUGAAUGCAAAAAGAAAUGGAAGCAGCAAAAUACAAUAUUAUGUGAAAAUAUGUUUUGUUGCCAAUCAGUACGGUACUUAUCGCCAGAAUAUUAUUUUUUAUUUUGGAGAAUAUCCUGUGAUACUCGAGAGGAUGUGCGUGGACUGUUUGCCAAUCGAAGACUUUUCAAGAAUUCACAAAGCCACCAACUAUCAGUUUUCGCAGAAUCCAAAAACAUGGAUCAAUGAAACAACAUUAAUUUGUCGAUUUAAAUCACCGUUUGUGCCACCAAAAGAUCCAAGGGAAGAGAAAUUGGCUAUGAUAUAUCCGUAUCCUGAUAAAAAUAAUUUCUUUUUAACUCAACAAUCCCUUACGGAUGAUCGCUUAACACCAGAAAAUUAUAGAGGUCGUCUUCACGAACUGAUUACCGUCGAAGAAUUAGCUAGACACGAACAAAUUGCCAGAUACAAUGAAAUCACGUGUAUGCGCCUACUUUGCAAUUAUAUUUUGGCUUCCACAGGUGAUGCGUCUACUACCGUUAAAUAUGCACCACCUGGUGAGCUCUUUGCUCAGUUACCACUAAGCCGUAGUAUCACAGAAGAUACAAAAAGCGGAAGACUGUUCCUGAGAGGUUGCAAUAGAGUACUUUUCAAGAAUCAUAAUUCGAACAUAAUAUUCGAGGCGCACAUAGAAGACAAGUGUACGCAAACCGUAUACGUGAGAUUGUCGAAAAUGUGCGUAGACACGUUACAUUUGGUGGCAAAUACAGAUCUGGAAGUGCAAUUGCAAUUUGUACUGAAUCGUUUGCCUUCUUGCGAAUGGCAUAAAGCUGUAGAUAGCUUGCCGGACGUAGGUCUAGUUUUUCUAAACAAAGCUCAUCGAGAUAUGAAAGAGAUCGGUACUGUCAAUCUAUCGGAGACGAAUACCAAGCAUAGCCUGUUUAAUACCGAACAGAAAAGAGCUCUAGCAAUUAUCACAGCCCCUAUUGAGAUCUCUUUACCACCAAUUUUGUUACUCGGACCAUUUGGAACAGGAAAAACGUUUACCAUUGCUCAGGCUCUACGACUCUUGCUUACCAGCAGUUCCGAAUACAAAAUUUUACUUUGUACCCAUAGCAAUAGCGCGGCCGAUCUGUACGUGAAAGAUUUUUUCGACUGCUGGUAUAAAAUGGAAAAAUAUCCACGAUUGAAACCCGUCAGAAUUUAUUACAAGGGUCGAGCUAGAAACACGGUACAUCCAGUGGUUCAAGAGUACACACUGAUGAAAGAUAACGGGACUUUUCGCGAUCCUACCGAGGAAGAUCUUCAAGAUUGCGGAUUGAUCGUGACCACUUUGACCACAUCCAGUUCAUUAACGUGCCUAAAUUUGUCGUUCACUCAUAUAGUGAUAGACGAGGCAGCUCAGGCGUUAGAAUGCGAAGUUCUUAUACCCCUUUCGUUAGCCACUCCUCAGACCCGUCUAAUUCUGGCUGGCGAUCAGAUGCAACUAGCGCCAGAAAUUUAUAGCGAUUUGGCGAACGAACGAGGUCUAGGGGUGACCCUGCUCGAGAGAAUCUAUGGGACGUAUCCGCCAACGCAUCCGUGCAGGAUACAUCUUUGUCAGAAUUACCGUGCCCACGGGGACAUCAUCAAGUACACGUCCGAAAUGUUUUACGACGGGGUCGUAAAGCCUGGUAACAAUUUAUUGAUGAAACAUCCUGUAUUAAAACCGUUGACCUUCUAUGCCGUUCAGGGUGAGGAAGUACAGGGCGUCUAUUCAACAGGAUUCGUGCACGUGAUGGAGGCGCACGAGAUAGUGAAUCGCGUGUUAGAAUUGAAAAACAGCUGGCCGGUGGAUUGCUGGGGACCAUACGGGGAAGGAUCGAUCGGAGUUUUAUCUUAUUACGCGGAACAGGUGCAAAGGAUACGAGUCGAGUUACGUAAUCGCAAGCUGUUCGACGUGUCCGUCGAGAGGGUAUUGAACGUUCAAGGGAAACAGUUCACCGCGGUGUUUAUCAGCAUCGUUCGAACGAGAAACUCGUGCAGAUACUCGGCGGAGAGAAACGUGAAGGACUAUGGGUUUCUAACGAAUCCGAGGCUGUUAAAUACAGCCAUAACGCGAGCCAAAUGUUUGGUCGCAGUGGUCGGAGACCCGAUUGCCCUCUUAACGAUCGGCUCCUGUCGAAAGCUUUGGCAAAGGUAUCUCGAGAUUGCCGAUAUCCACGGCACCGACCAACAAACUCUCAAGUAUCAUCUCAGCCAGAUUCCUGAACUCCCAUUGGCUACGCCAUUGAACCCAUUGGCGCAAGAGUUUGUACCAAGGAACAAUUUCUCCCUGGUCGAGUACGUGCCAGUACCGAUGCUCUAUCCGAUUUUUCAUUAUACCGAUACGAGACACGGUGGUAUCAUCGAUACCAGUUCCACUCGAAAUUGAACUGACUUUUUUCAACUGACGCGUCGAUUUUUAGAGAUAUCGGGAUGUUUCCUACUUUCCACUAACUUUGAAUGGAUUUAAUUGUUGUAACUAGUAUUCCGGGCUGAUUGGUUGCCCUCGAAAGUUGCUGUUCGUCGUAGACUAUACUGAUUUUUUUCUCCUAUUUUUUUUCCUUUUUUAUUUUUUAGAUCUGUUUUUAGCAUUUAUUUUUCAUUCGAACGAAUCAUUGAACGCUGAAAGGGAAUCUGUGAAUUUUUCUUUCUCGAACAUUUAUACUCUUCGUUGUACAGGCAGAAUUUUGUGAUAAUCGAUCGAUUUGUAUAUACAUAAAUAACAUACGUAAAUAUAUUUUCUUCCACCAAGCAGAAAAA
Osmia bicornis bicornis is the source of this 3340-nucleotide messenger RNA. It is a transcript of the gene Helz, whose product is annotated as probable helicase with zinc finger domain. Gene Ontology annotation, biological process: regulatory ncRNA-mediated post-transcriptional gene silencing. The transcript has 5 exons. Lineage: Eukaryota; Metazoa; Arthropoda; Insecta; Hymenoptera; Megachilidae. The coding region runs from base 231 to 2969 and encodes 912 amino acids. Gene Ontology annotation, molecular function: helicase activity. Gene Ontology annotation, cellular component: cytosol; P granule. The record is from RefSeq and is a predicted model, not a curated record.